GGGCAUGGUCAUUAGGGCUGACCAGUGUGGGCCCCGGCAUAUAAGAAGGGCCGUAUGGCACCAGAGAAACCAUAUCACUCAGAGGUCGCCCCCUUACCGAUCUCCUAAAUCUAGACAAAUCUAACCAAUCAUGGAUGUAUUCUCUACAUCCCAGAUCUUCUACGACAGCACCUGCGCCUCGUCGCCUGAAGCUUUGGAGUUCGGCCCUGGAGGGGAACUGGUGGGGUCUGAAGAAGACGAGCACGUCAGGGCCCCUGGGGCCCCACACCAGCCCGGUCACUGUCUGCAAUGGGCCUGCAAAGCUUGUAAACGCAAAUCCAGCACAGUGGACCGCCGGAGAGCUGCCACUAUGAGGGAGCGCCGCAGGCUGAAGAAGGUGAACCAUGCGUUUGAGGCACUACGCCGCUGCACCUCGGCGAACCCCAGUCAGCGUCUUCCCAAGGUGGAGAUCCUGAGGAACGCCAUCCAGUACAUCGAAAGCCUUCAGGAUCUCCUCAGGGAACAAGUGGAGAACUACUACAGCCUGCCAAUGGAAAGCAGCUCUGAGCCCGCCAGCCCCUCCUCAAGCUGCUCUGAAAGCAUGAUUGACUGCAACAGUCCUGUAUGGCCUCAGAUGAAUCCAAACUUUGGGAAUAACUACAAUUUUGAAGCACAAAAUGCUAGCGCAGUGGACAGAACUCCAGGAGCGUCCAGUUUGCAGUGUUUGUCCAGCAUCGUGGACAGGCUGUCCUCUGUAGAUACGGGAGUUGCAGUGGGAAUGAGGAACAUGGUUGCUCUCUCUCCGACUGGAAGUGACUCCCAGUGCAGUUCUCCAGACAGUCCCACCAACAGACCAGUCUACCACGUCCUGUGAGAGGGAGCGAGACACUCCAGUCUGGUUAUCUGCUUCCACAGAACGCUCUGCAGAAUCCUGUCAUUUACAUUGCAUGUUCAUUUAUGAAUUAUUUUGGAUAAUUUGAUAAUGCAUUCAGAUAACAAUAAGAAUGUAGUAAUUGCAAACCUCCAUUCAGCGCAAAGACAAAGAUUUGCCUCAAAAUCAUGGUUAAAUGCAAAACAAAUCUUUACAAUCUGUGUGGGCCUGGUUAUAAUUUGGUUUAUGUGCUCAUGCUUUAUGUGGUCAUGGCUUAAAAAAGCCAUACUAUCCAUAAAAAAUACGUCAAUAGACAGCGGAUCUUUUUACCAUUUUGACUGACUGUACGGCUGACCUACGUUGAAACUGGUUUUAUUUAUCAAUAAUAAUCGCUAAAUGCUGUUUUAAAUAUUAGCCUACUCAAUGUUAUCCAUGACCGACCAUUCUCUGUGUUGUAAAUAAGAUUGUACAUAAUUUAAAUGACUGUUAUUGUAUUCAUGUAAUGUUGUUUCUGUCAUAUUUAAUGAACAUUCUUGCAUAAAAUUACUUUUUUUUCACAAUAAUAAAUUUCACAAAAAUUGUAUUUAAUAAUACCAUUUGUCACUAUUUGACUUGGAA
This is a messenger RNA of Cyprinus carpio (common carp), 1468 nucleotides long. Its product is annotated as myogenic factor 5. The record is from RefSeq and is a predicted model, not a curated record. Gene Ontology annotation, biological process: muscle organ development; regulation of transcription by RNA polymerase II; positive regulation of myoblast differentiation. NCBI's taxonomy places the organism in Eukaryota, Metazoa, Chordata, Actinopteri, Cypriniformes, Cyprinidae. Gene Ontology annotation, molecular function: DNA-binding transcription factor activity, RNA polymerase II-specific; RNA polymerase II cis-regulatory region sequence-specific DNA binding; protein dimerization activity.